CUCUACCGAACAGCAUUUCGUCGAGCACCUUCCGCUCAGAAUGUGGAGGAAGACAAGGCUUCACAAUUCCGAGCAAAUCUCAUCGAUUCUUUCUCGAGCUGUUAAUUCGACGGAUUUCGUUUCGUCAAUUUCCAUUUUCUACUGUUGGAAUUCUUCUAGAUUCAAUUCCCCCUCCCCAUUUUCCUCUCCUUUUUCAUCAUCUUCUUCUUCUUGUUUUCGUGCUGGGACUGAACGGAACACUUUUCCUUCUGCCAGAGGUUUAUUUUCCCAAACCCUAGCCAGUACUUUUACGAGAGAUCAUGCAAAUAUAUCCGUGAAAAAUUACAACUUUUUCUGCUCCCUUUCGAAUUCCGCCGAGAAAUUACACUGCUGGAAUUGCGGCGCCAAGGGUGAGAAUACGACGCCGUUUCUCUUCUGCGUGGCCUGCCGCAGCGUCCAACCUGUUAAUGAAUCCAUCGACUAUUUCCAAAUUUUUGGGCUGGGAAGGGAAUAUAAAAUGGAAGUGCACGAAUUGGAGAAGAAGUACAAAGACUGGCAAAAGAAGCUGCAUCCUGAUCUAGUCCAUUCGAAAUCCCAGAGGGAGAGGGAGUAUGCUGCUGAACAGUCUGCUCGGGUUAUAGAUGCAUAUCGAACGCUUACUGACCCAUUGUCGAGGGCAAUCUACAUUGUGAAAUUAGAAGGUGUGCUUGUCGAUGAAGAAGAAAGGAUAACUGACCCCGAGCUGCUCGCUGAGGUUAUGGAGUUACGGGAGGCUGUUGAUGAAGCCGAAGACAGUGGGGCAUUAAAAAAGAUCCAGAGUCAGUUGCAGGAAAAAUUGCAAUGUUGGUCUAACUCAUUUGACGAUGCGUAUGUGAGUAAAAACUAUGAAGACGCGUUGGCUUCAAUACGCAGGAUGACUUACUAUAGACGCACCAAUGAAGAAAUCGUGAAGAAGCUUUAAUGCAGGGCGAGAGAAUGAAGAAUUGUUGCCACGAAAGGCUACUAAUCUCGUUUUAAUUUGCAAUUGUGUUAAGGUCCGUAAGUCCAGCAUCGAAAACUCGAAGGGCGAGGCAAUAAGCAGAAGAAGCAAUAGCCAUUCAGAAAUAGCACUCUGGACAAGGAAAAAAUUAUUUACUUAGCUUGGACUAGUUUAUGGUGUUUCAUAAAUUCCCCAUACCAACAUAUUUAAUUGGAAAAUUAAGUAAAUAAAUAAUAUCCCUUGUUUUAAAUAGCAGAUUACGUUGUCUUAUAUUUUGUUCUGAAUAAUACUCCCCAUACCAACAUAUUUUUGAUUUUUUUUUU
Molecule: messenger RNA, 1281 nt
Organism: Erythranthe guttata (spotted monkey flower)
Lineage: Eukaryota; Viridiplantae; Streptophyta; Magnoliopsida; Lamiales; Phrymaceae
Source: RefSeq, a predicted model, not a curated record